Molecule: messenger RNA, 819 nt
Organism: Brettanomyces nanus
Lineage: Eukaryota; Fungi; Ascomycota; Pichiomycetes; Pichiales; Pichiaceae
Exons: 1
Coding region: 1-819 (272 amino acids)
Source: RefSeq, a predicted model, not a curated record
AUGGCAACGAUACGAUUUACGGUAGAUAGGAAAGUUGCAGGAAGGAGCAAAGGAGGACUCACUUUGCAAGGAGAACCACCCAAGUUGCCACCAAUUGAUUCCUUUAAGCUAAACAAUAUCAUUAACAGUGUGGAGAACUCCAAGCAGUUAAGAAAAGAGAUAGUAGAUUCAGUUCUACGGAUCAAUAACAAUUACACUGAAGAUUUGGACGACCAGAUUAAGGCCAUAAGAGAUAUAGAGCAGGAGGAGAUUAUACGACGAUUCGAAGAUAUUACCAUUGCGUAUAGUAAAGUAGGUAAAGAAGCCACAGUGCAGCUAGAUAGAAGAAGGCAGAAGAUGGAGAAUAUACAAGAGGACAUGUCAGUAGUUAACGAGCAACUUCGGAAAUCGACGCGACGAGUUAAUGAGAUGAUAGACCGAUUGAAGAGGCUAGAGAAGCAGUUUCCAGUCAAAGACAGAUUAUUUGACAUGAACAGUCCGAACGACGAUCAUUAUAGGGAAUUGUUUGAUCGGGGGAUGAGAAAGGAGAUAGAAGAGAAGAAUAGGAGAGAUAAGGAAGAACUAGAGAGUCGGGUUAUCUCAGAUAACUUAUCGUCUUCACCAACGAAGAUGAGACAGUAUAUCGAACUUGAAAAGGAUAUAGAAGAACUUCAACGGACACAUUCGAGAAGUGUAUCGAAGUUCAAGAAUCCCACGAGAUUGACAGUAAUCGAGGUGCCCAUAGCAGAAUUGAACAGUGAAGAAGUGACAGUGAGAAGUCGAAGAGAAGGAGAGAAAUGGAAAGGUGAGUUGAGAAAACUGGCCAAAAGAAACGAAUGA